Messenger RNA from Erythranthe guttata (spotted monkey flower), 2092 nucleotides. Its product is annotated as metalloendoproteinase 2-MMP. Gene Ontology annotation, molecular function: zinc ion binding; metalloendopeptidase activity. NCBI's taxonomy places the organism in Eukaryota, Viridiplantae, Streptophyta, Magnoliopsida, Lamiales, Phrymaceae. The record is from RefSeq and is a predicted model, not a curated record. Gene Ontology annotation, biological process: proteolysis; collagen catabolic process; extracellular matrix organization. Gene Ontology annotation, cellular component: extracellular matrix.
UAUUUUAUAAAUAAAAAAUGAUGUAAAUUGCUUUAUUCAACUACUUUCAUUAAUAAUAAUGUAUCCACCAAUAAGAUGAUUAUGAUAUUCCAAUCAAUUAAUUUUAUAGAUUAUAAAUACUAAAAUAUGAUAUGUCUAAUUGGUCAGUCCAAUAACCAUACAAUUUCUCUAUUUAUUGGGCCACGAGCCCGAUUUAGAAGAACAGUAUUAGGAGAGCCCAAUGACCUGCAAAUAAGGUUUGAGCACAACAAAUUAACUUCGGCCCAAUCGACAAGUUAUAAAUAACGAUUUAACCAUUUUAUUAAAGGUACGUUCUAUUAUCUGAACAAUUCUCCAAUUCGUAUCCUCUUAACUAUUUCUACUAUCCACACGUCUGACUUGAGCGUCAAAGGGAUUUUCGCCGGAUCAACCCACGGCCUCGUUCGCGUGCUCUUUGUUCGCGGGUAUCUCAGGACCAUCUAGCACGUGAGCAGUGAUCCACUUUGCUCUCCCAACUCCUUCUACCUCAACUACUUAAGGCGGUCUAUUUAUAGCAUCAUCAAAUAGAAAAGAACCAUUUUAUAGAGAAAUAUAAUCGUUACGAUUUACGAGAGAUAAACUUACUUUGUUCCAACAGGUAAAUCUUCAUCAUUCAUGUAUGUAUGUACAUACAAAACAUAAAUAUCCAAGUAAAUUAUCAUGGACUUGGCCUAAAAAAUUAUACAUGAUGCGAUCAAGUCAAAGUCAAGUCAUCAAAUUGAAGACAAGAGCUUGUGUUGAUUUAUUCUUUCUUCAUACAAACUUCUACUAUGAGUCGUCUCUAAUAUUUAUGUGUCCUUCCCCUCUCCUUUUUUUCUACAUACAAAUGUGUAUAUAUAAAUAGACAUACCACAUUGCAUUAUGCUAUACACAAACUUCUUAUCCAAUUCUUAGUAUAACUUCUUGAUACAUAGUUAUGGCACUUAAACAAUUUAAUCUCCUAUCAUUCAUUUUCAUUCUUGCCCUAAUUUCCCUCUCUCCUAUUGGCCAAUCCAAGAGUGAUACACCAAGUGAUAAAAAACCAUCACCUUUUGAGUUCAUCAAAACCCUACAAGGUUGUCACAAGGGCAACAAAACCAAAGAUAUCCACCACCUCAAAAACUAUCUCCAUCAAUUUGGCUAUCUCCAAUACCCAAAUGAAACCCACGCCAACAACGAUGAUUUCGACGAAACCCUAGAGUCCGCCGUCAAAACCUACCAGCGAAACUACCAUAUUAACCCCACGGGCACAUUAGAUGCCACAACGGUAUCGAAAAUGACCACCCCACGAUGCGGGGUCCCUGACAUCAUCGACGGUAAAAACACCAUGCAGAAGCAUGGGACAAAAGAACACGAAUCGAACUCGAGCAGCAAACAUAUCCAUACGGUAUCUCACUACUCUUUCUUUCAAGGAAACCCUAGAUGGCCGCCUUCCAAAACCCAUCUAACUUAUAGGUUUUUGCCAAACACCCCCGGGGCGGCAGUGGGUCCCGUUUCUCGGGCCUUUCAAAAAUGGGCCUCCUCCACCCAUUUCACCUUUUCGCUGGCCCAGAGUUCCGCAGAUCUGGUGAUAGGGUUUCACCGUGGGGACCACGGGGACGGAAACCCGUUCGACGGACGCGGCGGAACCCUAGCCCAUGCUUUUGCUCCGACCAAUGGGAGAUUCCAUUACGAUGCGGACGAGCAGUGGUCCGUUGGGCCUGUCCAAGAUGCUUUCGACUUGGAAACGGUGGCGCUACAUGAAAUUGGGCACCUUCUUGGGCUUGGUCAUAGCUCGGUCGAGGCUGCCAUUAUGUACUCCGGAAUUGGGGCCGGAGUGACAAAGGGCUUGCAUGCAGAUGAUAUUCAAGGAAUUAGAGCUUUAUAUAAUAUCUGAAAUAUUAUUGCGUAUGGUUUGAUUGAAUUAAAAGACACGUCAUCUAUCUCUAUAAAUGUAACAAAAUGUUUCUUUUGUUCGGAAUAAUGUAUUAGUGUGCUACUUAAGGAUUUUUUUUUUACCUUUCUAAUAUUAAUGAAUAAAAUAAACUUUAUAAUAAUUUGUGUAUUUGUUUUCCCAUUGUUCUGAAACAUUAAUAUAUACAUAUUUUUGUAUUUA